This is a messenger RNA of Fusarium pseudograminearum CS3096, 1191 nucleotides long. RefSeq lists its product as uncharacterized. The coding region runs from base 1 to 1191 and encodes 396 amino acids. Gene Ontology annotation, cellular component: fungal-type vacuole. Gene Ontology annotation, biological process: proteolysis. Gene Ontology annotation, molecular function: aspartic-type endopeptidase activity. The transcript is spliced from 3 exons. The record is from RefSeq and is a predicted model, not a curated record. Lineage: Eukaryota; Fungi; Ascomycota; Sordariomycetes; Hypocreales; Nectriaceae.
AUGAAGAGCGCUCUUCUUACCGCUGCCGCGCUCCUGGGCUCUGCCCAGGCCGGCGUUCACAAGAUGAAGCUCAACAAGGUUCCUCUUGCCGACCAGCUGGCUAUGAACUCUGUUGAGGACCACCUCCAGAGCCUCGGUCAGAAGUACAUGGGUGCUGCUCGCCCCAAGAACGCUGCCGACUACGCCUUUGCUACCAACGUUCCCAGCGUUGAGGGUGGCCACCCCGUUCCCGUUUCCAACUUCAUGAACGCUCAGUACUUCUCCGAGAUCACCAUCGGUACUCCUCCCCAGAGCUUCAAGGUUGUCCUCGACACUGGUAGCUCCAACCUCUGGGUUCCUUCCCAAGAGUGUGGCAGCAUCGCCUGCUACCUCCACUCAAAGUACGACUCAUCUGCUUCAUCAACUUACAAGAAGAACGGCAGCGAGUUCGAGAUCCAUUACGGCUCUGGCAGCUUGUCCGGUUUCGUUUCCAACGAUGUCGUUUCCAUUGGUGACCUCAAGAUCAAGGACCAGGACUUUGCUGAGGCUACCAAGGAGCCCGGCCUGGCCUUCGCUUUCGGUCGCUUCGACGGUAUCCUCGGUCUCGGUUACGACCGCAUUGCCGUGAACGGCAUGGUCCCUCCCUUCUACCAAAUGGUUAACCAGAAGCUCCUGGACGAGCCCGUCUUCGCCUUCUACCUUGACGGUCAGGAGGGCCAGAGCGAGGCCACUUUCGGCGGUGUUGACAAGUCCAAGUACACUGGCGACCUCGAGUACAUUCCUCUCCGUCGCAAGGCUUACUGGGAGGUUGACCUCGAUGCCAUUGCUUUCGGUGACGAGGUUGCUGAGCAGGAGAACACUGGUGCCAUCCUCGACACUGGUACUUCUCUGAACGUCCUCCCCAGCGCCCUCGCUGAGCUCCUGAACAAGGAGAUUGGUGCCAAGAAGGGCUACAACGGCCAGUACACCAUCGAGUGCGACAAGGUUUCUUCUCUGCCCGACAUCACCUUCACCCUUGCUGGUUCCAACUACAGCCUUCCCUCCACCGACUACAUCCUUGAGGUCCAGGGCAGCUGUAUCUCUACCUUCCAGGGUAUGGACUUCCCCGAGCCCGUGGGUCCUCUUGUUAUCCUCGGUGAUGCUUUCCUCCGACGAUACUACUCUGUCUACGACCUCGGCAAGAACGCUGUCGGUCUGGCUCGCGCCAAGUAA